This is a messenger RNA of Girardinichthys multiradiatus, 6236 nucleotides long. RefSeq names its product bromodomain adjacent to zinc finger domain, 1A (gene baz1a). Gene Ontology annotation, molecular function: protein binding. Gene Ontology annotation, biological process: chromatin remodeling. NCBI's taxonomy places the organism in Eukaryota, Metazoa, Chordata, Actinopteri, Cyprinodontiformes, Goodeidae. The transcript is spliced from 31 exons. The record is from RefSeq and is a predicted model, not a curated record. The coding region runs from base 267 to 4679 and encodes 1470 amino acids.
ACUUCGUCAACAAUCCGCCAGUGAGACGGCUUAGCCCGGACUUCUUCCUCCUCAUUUCGGACCGUCUGUUGUCGCUUCAUCGUUUCACAACUUGAGUUUAGUGUUGGCUGGGAGAUAAUGAAGAGGAGCACUUCCAUGCGGGCAGGAUUAUCGGCGCGUGUAACAAAAGACCCGCUCACCUCCUAACUCCUGCUGUUCUGUCGGGCUUCGGCCACAUUUUAACCGGGGCUCUGUUUCAGUUUUAAGAGUGGAAGCGGAGUGAAGAGAUGCCGCUACUCCACAGAAAGCCCUUCACCCGACAGAAACCUCCGGCUGAUCUGCGACCAGAGGAAGAAGUGUUUCUCUGUAAAAUCACUCAUGAAAUAUUCAGGUCCUAUGAUGAGUUCUUUGAGAGGACCAUCCUUUGUAACAGUUUAGUAUGGAGUUGUGCACUGACGGGGCGAGCAGACCUCACCUACCUGGAGGCUGUGGAGAGCGAGCGACGAGCGAAGCAGAGUCUGCAGAGCUUCCCUCAGGCCCUCGUAGUGCCAAUGCUCCACCUUGCUGCUCUGAGUGGCCACUGCAGGCUGUCGGAGCUCUGCGAGGACGUUUAUGCCUUUGUCAAAGACCGUUUCUUCCCAGGAGAAAUAGUGGAUGUCAGCGGACGCAAUGGUGCUAGGCACAUGUGUAAGGUUGUGCAGGUGCUGUCGCCUUACUCUAGUGCUAACGGAGCAACACCCACUAACAGCCAAAGCAGACCAGCAGACGGCGACACCAUUGUGAUUAGUGACAGCGACGAUGAGAGUGACGCCUUCCAAAGUCCCAAACCACAGGUCAACGGUGGAAAGAAGAAGCCCCUGAACCCAUCAGCUUUUAUUUACAGAGUAAGGAAAAUCAAGGAUGAAUGCAGCGAACCUUUUACGGUCAAAGGCAAUCAAAUCAGUCGAAAGAAAUCUGCUGUAUCCAGAGAAAGACUGAAACUCCUCUUCAAGCAGCAUUGUGAACCUCAGAAGGGAAGCAUUAUUCUUAAGCCCUCCACGGUGAAGAAGUACAGGCUGUCUGAACAAAGCUUCUCUCAGUUCUUUCCGGAUGAGCCCCCCCUUCUCCCCUUCAGCCCUCACUCUAUUGGCUCUUCUGGACAGGUGUCGUCAAUAAAUGUGCUGGAGGAGAAGCUUAAGAUGCUGCAGAAGCGGGAAGAGAUGGCUACUGCAGUCUAUGAGAAAGCGCGGUUGAAGAAGGAGAGGGAGGAGGUGCAGGAGGCCAAAAGGAAGGAGCGAGAGGGUAAGGACAAGCUGAGGGAGGAGCAGAGACAAAGGUUUGAGGAGGAGAAGCAGAGGAAGAGGGAAGAGAGGGAGCGCAGGAAACUAGAGAAAGAGAGGGAACGAGAGAAGUUGAAGGAAGAGAAGAAGAAAUAUGCUCAACAACUGAAGCUGUGGAACAAACCCAGAGAGGAUAUGGAGUGUGAAGACUUAAAGGAGUUACCCAGUCCAAUGCCAGUGAGAACUCGUCUUCCUGCAGAGCUCUUUGGAGAAGCUCUGAUGGUUUUAGAGUUUCUGCGAGCUUUUGGUGAGGCCUUUAACCUGAAAGAUGAGUUCCCUGAGGGCAUUACUCUGGAGGUUCUGGAGGAGGCACUGGUCGGCACUGACCCAGAAGGUCCUUUGUGCGAGCUCCUUUUUUUCUUCUUGACAGCCAUAUUUCAGGCUCUGGACGAGGAGCAGGAGGAGGUGGCCAAAGAUCAGGCUGAAGACCUGUGGGAGGCUUUAGACGAUGAUUCGGAUCCCACUCAGUCAGCUCUGACUGCCGUCGCCUCAUUGGCUGCAGCCUGGCCUCAGCUGCAUCAGGGCUCUGGUCUCAAACAGCUGGACCUGGAUAGCUGCACACUGUCAGAAAUCCUGCGCCUCUACAUUCUAGCCUCUGGUGCCGAUUGUAACCAUAGCAACGCUAAGUUCCGGUACCAAAAACAAGGUGGUUUCACAGUCAUGGAUGACCCAUGUGUGGGACUGCGAGUGUCUGAUCCAGCGCUGCUGAAGAGGUUGUCCUGCACUCCAGUGUAUGACCUUUCACCAGGGGAAAAACUAAAGAUCCUUCAGGCUCUGCUGGGGAAGCUGUUGACUUUGGCAUCUUGCAGAGAUCUCAUUGAAGACUGUGUGGAUGAACAGAAGGCUGCCAGACAGGAACUACGAGAGAUCAGAGCUGAACAACACCGCCGAAAGAGGGAGGAGAUCGCACUAAGGGCUCGUCUUCGAAAGGAGGAGAAGUUGAGGGAGCAGGAGCUGAGAAUGAUGGGAAAAGAGGAGAAACUGAAGGAGCAGGAGGUGAAGGAAAGACUCCAAACUAAUGGUGACACUGGGGGAGAACAUCACAACAAGAAUGUUAAAGAAAAUACUCCAUCCAGUACCAUGAAGAAAGCCAAAGGAAGCCAAAAUGAAGAGCUACAACAACAGCAAACCAAUUCUGAUUCCAAACCCUCUGGCUUUGCUUCCAACCUGAAUGCAGAGGAGCUGGAAAGCGAACAGGAGAAGGUUCGAGGGUUGCUGGAACAAAUUCAGAAGGCAGCGGCCUGCACUUGCCUGCUUCCUUUAGGUAAAGACCGGCUGUACCGUAGAUACUGGGUCGUCCCCUCAGCCUCCGCUUUGUUUGUGGAGGAGGACUUUUUUGGCCUGACAGAGGACAUGCUGAAGCCAUGCCCAAAACCUUCUGAAGACGCUGCAACAAAUGGGGAGGAUAACAAAGUUGGGACAGAACCAACCAGCGAAAAUACUGGUUCAAGCCCCAAACCCCUCAAUGCACAAGGUGUUCUGGUAAACCGGCCCAACCAGUGGUACUUCUACAGCUCGAUAGAGGAGGUGGAUCAGCUGAUCGAAGCUUUGAAUCCUCGAGGUAACAGAGAAAGCUGCCUGAAGGAGGCGCUGGUACAGGACAGAGACAAGCUCAAACAGCUGCUGCAGAACUGUGACCAGAAAAAAUACAGGCUUCUAACUACACAGACAGAUGAAGCUGAGCGUUCACCUUGCCCUGCACCAGCUAAUACCCUGAUGGAUGUGAGGUUAAGAGACCUGCUGCUGGACUUGGAGGACCGCAUCCAUCAGGGGUCCCUGGGAACUCUGAAAGUGAUGGGCAGACAGAUUUGGCGCUCUGCACUGGAAGCGGGAAACUACGAGCUUCUAGGAACUGAUGGCAAAGAUAAUGCCAUGAUAAAUGGACAAGUGGAGCCUAUGGAGAUGGACUCUGUCCAGUUAAGAGCCAGAGAUCGAUGCAGUGACAGGCUGCUGGAGCUAAAGUCUGAAGCUUCAGCCACCUGUGGGACCAGUGGCAGCGAGACUCCUCAGGUGAUCAGCAGUUCAGUUCGAAUUUUGGCUCAGGCCCUUUGUCAUAUUGAGCAAGGCAUUGAGAGACGCUUCCUCAAACCUCCACUGGGUGAUGAAGACUCAAAAAAAGACCAGAAAAUUAAGAAAAACAAAAAGAAAGAAGAUGACCAAGCAUCUGAUGAUGGUAGCAGUGAUGGUGGUCGGGUCAUUAAGACGGUGUUGGAGCGAUGGAGGGAGUCACUACAGUCCUGUUCAAGCUUGUCUCAGGUUUUUGUACACCUGUCCAGUCUUGAACGGAGCAUUCUCUGGUCCCGUUCAGUCCUCAAUGCCCGCUGUCGCAUCUGCAGACGCAAAGGAGACGCAGACAAUAUGCUGCUGUGUGAUGGCUGUGACCGAGGACACCACACCCACUGUCUGAGGCCCCGUCUUAAGUAUGUCCCAGAGGGCGCCUGGUUCUGUCCAGACUGUCGACCCAAACAGCGAUCCACCCGCAUACCGUCCCGACAGCGGUCUUCUAUAGAUGAGGAGGAGGAGGAGGAUGACAAAGAGGAGGAUGACAAAGAGGAAGAAGAGGAGUCAGAAGAGGAAGAUGAUUCUGAGGAGGAGGAGGAAGAUGAAGAGGAGGAGGAAGAAGAAGAGGAGGAGGAGGAGGUAGUUGUGAGUGCUAGUAAGAGUCAGGCCGCUACUCCCAAAGGCAAAACCCAACAAGCUCUGCCCAGGAACAACACUACUUCAUCAGGGAAAAACUCUUCAGCCUCCAAAACCUCAGGAAGGAAAGCCUCUGCAUCUACAUCCAAAGCCAACAUGACAACAAACGAUAAAGCUUCGUCCCGCUCAGGACACCGCGGCAACGCCCGUCUAAGUAAUGAGGUCCUCGCCCCAAAGAGCAAUGUGAAAUCCUCACCUGGUCAGAGAGAGGUCAGCAAGAGGCCCUCAGCAGAAGCUGCACCCCCCAAACCAUCAAAAACGGUCCUCCCUGUUCUCUCGGCAGCAUCUUCAUCCUCCAGUCGACGUUCCUCGGGAAGGAAUCAGGGUGUACACGAGCUGUCAGCCUAUGAGCAGAUGACCGUUGAGUUGGUCAGACAUGAAGACAGCUGGCCCUUCAUGAAACUAGUGUCCAAGAAUCAGGUUCCUGACUACUAUGAUAUCAUUAGGAAGCCAAUAGCUCUGAGCACCAUCAGAGAGAAGGUCAACAACUGUGAAUAUCAGACAGCAGGCGAGUACAUCUCAGAUGUGGAGUUGAUGUUCUCCAACUGUCUUCAGUAUAAUCCUCGUCAAACUAACGAGGCAAAGGCCGGAGUCCGCUUGCAGCAAUUUUUCCACUCUGAGCUCAGCCGCCUUGGCCUCAGAGAACGUUGUUCUGCUCCACCUGCAAAACGCUCUCGACAGUGACCUCAUCACUGUCCAGUCUGCUGCGUACUCCUGGGCCUGAAACAUGGGCCACUCCUACGAGCUGAUACCUUGCCUUCUGACUCAUGCAAAGUAUUGAUGUUGUGUUGAGGUUAUUCUUUGAACUUUGGUCCUAAUUAACCGAUUGAUGCAGGCUGUUAGAAGGUGGCCAGAGUUAAAAAUAAACAAGGCAUUAACAUAACAGUAAAACUUUCAAGUUGAUGAGCAAAUGUUCCACAAAGGUGGAGUUGAUCUUAGACUUUAUCCCCAGUUAUAUUGGCUCUGCCAUGCUCUAGUUCUCAACUGGAGAGUAUUACUUUUGUUGCAUCUGCUGUGUGUUGAUAACUUUGUAGAAAAGCUGUGGGGUCCUUCCUGUGGUCUGCAGGGCAUUUGUUUUAGACUUUGUCAACAGAUGUGUUGAACACACAGACAUGGUGCUGUAGGACAGUAGAGUCCCUUCUGUUUUCUCCUUUGAAAUGCAAAAACCACUGAGGAACAUUUGCACUGACAGUUGAACCUAAAACUCUGAUGAGGCUUUUUAUGUUUGCUCAGGGACAAAAUCUUAGUUUUAAAUGGAAACUUCUUUGUAUCAAUGCAGAAACAUUUCCCUCUGUUGUGGUACUGGUUUCUGUGUUCAGAUAUAUGGAAGUCUGAUGCUGCCAUAAUGGAAAUGAUGAAAUGUACAUAGGUGGGAACUGGCCUGAUUGUGUAUGAGAGACGGCACUGUUUGCCUUUAACAAAGUCUUUCAUAGUUCAUUGAAUAGUCACUGUUUAAGUAAAAAACUGAGUGGACAUUCUUAUUAGUACUAAUAAAGUGUGGUUGUAAGAAUAUUUAGUAUUUAAAAAUGCAAAACCUGACGGUGAGAGUAUUUUUGUUGUUUGUGUACUUCUCUUCUGUUUCUCUCUUCCAGAAUACAGAACCAGGAUCAUAUUUUAUCAUAGUUGCCUCAGCCUAUUUCUAAAUGAUUUUCUGAUGAACUGUAUGUUUUCAGAAUCUGUAAGCCUAAACUAUUGGAAACCACUGUAUAAAUAUACAGAACCAGUUUGCAGUUUAAAAAAGUAUUGCUUUCAUACUCUAAUUUUAUUUUAUCAGCAAGGUAGCAUUAUCAAGUGUACAUAAAGGAAAUUAAAGUGGAAGCCAUACGUUAUAGAGAGAUGUCUGUCCAAAUAUCUUAGAGAUCAGAUCCUAAAUAAUUUUGUUCUUUUUAAACAGAAGUAGAUAAUGACUAACAACUAAACUUUAUGAUUUAAAGACAUUUAGUUUUCCUCAAACAGGCUGUUGGAUUACCAUUGUUUUUCUUCAUGGAGCAUUAAUAUGCAGCUCUGUCGAAACAUUCAGGCAAACCUGGUCCCCCCUCUGAAAUAAAAAAAUGUUUUUAUACUAGACAUAUAAAAUUGUUAUAUCAAGCAUUAAUGUAAGGAAACCCAAUGUUCUGUUAUUCCUUUUUUUUAAAUACUACUGAAGUUAGUUUUCAGGAAAUAAAAUUUCCCUCAAGAUGACAUGUUGAUAGAAAAAUUAAAGAGAUGUAAAUGUGAAUAAAUAAAUUGCAAUUCUAAAAA